UUCUAUUGUUAGGGAAAUGUUCCGUUAGGCUCUUUGAUGUUAUUUCCUGUUGAAAAAAAUACAAUCAUUUCCUGAAAGAUACACAAACCCACAUGUUAUGCGUGUGCACAUGUGAACGUCUCACAGAGAAGGAGGAAGGCUUCAAGCACCAAGUCAGAAAGGUUAGAGGUUAGGCAGAGCUGCAUCAGGUCUCAGCGAGACAGUAGAACAAUCCGUGAACUCACCUGCCAAAGCCCAGGCUCCCACCGAGACAUCUGGAACAGCGAGAAGCAAAUACCCAAUGAAAGGCUGGACAGCUGUCUUACCUGUGCUCCCACUAUACACAGCGACAAGCGAAGGGCUCUGCCUGCUGUGAAAAGUUGAAAACGAGAGAGAGAGAGAGUGAGGGAAGAGUUAGGACUUGGGGGCAAAGGCGUAAAAAGAGAAGAAUUGGAGUGGAGCUGUGAUGGAGAACCUGCCUGUCUACCACGGACCCAUCGGUAAAGAAGAAGGGGAGAGGCGUCUGGCCCAGGAUGGACGGGACGGCUGCUACCUAGUGCGCAACAGUGACUCUGUGCCAGGUGUCUUCUGCCUGUGUGUGCUGUGCAAGGGCUAUGCCUACACAUACAGGCUCCACAAGGAUGACGCAGGCUCAUGGGCUGCAGAAACCACUCCUGGUGUGCAGAAACGAUAUUUCCGGCAAAUCAGGAACUUGAUAGCAGCUUUCCAUGAGCCCGCACAAGGAAUUGUCAUGCCCCUGCUCUACCCUGUCACUGCUCAGAGACGGGCACAGGCGCCCAGUAAUAGCCUGUCUCCAACACACAGCAGCCCAAACGCUUGGCUCCAGCAGCAGCAGCAGCAGCAGCAGCAGCAGCAGCAGCAGCAGCAGCAUCAGCAGCAGCCUCAUCAUGUGCAGCAGGCACAUGCUUCUCGGGGACACAGAAACAAGAACAAGGAGAUGCGGAAAGUUGUUGGUUAGGGGUAAACCCUUGUCUCACCACUGACUAAAAACAAAGAUCCUAUAUGAGCUCUUUACGUGAUAUAUCUCACUGUCUUUGAAGAAAUUGUCUUUUUUCCCCCCUAAUUAAGUCAUUAAGUCAUUUAGACUCCAGCACUGACUCUGAUCUGAAGAUCUCGGGCUCCUUCUCUUUUCUGCAUAUGCAGCACAGAAAAGUACCUCAUAACUUUGUGAGAUGUGAAAUAUUCAGCUGCUCCAACAUUAAUAUCCAUUACUGCAUACGCAAGCUGACAACAAAUAUUGUGCUCUGUUUUCUUAAUGCAAUUCAGUUGUGCAAAGGCAAAGAAAAUAAAUGAUAUUGGUUGAAAUAAACUCCUUUAAAUGAGGUCAUGCAUACGCAGCCAUACACACUGAGCCACCGUGUGACAUAUAAUGUGGAACAAAAAUUCAAUUUGACAUAUUGAAGUACUGAUUUCCAUGAAGAGAGUGCUGACUCCUUGAGAGGGGAGGGGGUGUCUGUCAUUCAUCUGAUCGACAUUACGGGCUCAUGAAAAAAA
Solea senegalensis (Senegalese sole) is the source of this 1494-nucleotide messenger RNA. RefSeq names its product SH2 domain-containing protein 1A-like. Lineage: Eukaryota; Metazoa; Chordata; Actinopteri; Pleuronectiformes; Soleidae. Bases 446 to 958 code for a protein of 170 amino acids. The record is from RefSeq and is a predicted model, not a curated record. The transcript has 3 exons.